Molecule: messenger RNA, 1063 nt
Organism: Drosophila melanogaster (fruit fly)
Lineage: Eukaryota; Metazoa; Arthropoda; Insecta; Diptera; Drosophilidae
Exons: 2
Coding region: 172-1026 (284 amino acids)
Biological process (GO): protein processing; proteolysis
Cellular component (GO): extracellular region
Molecular function (GO): hydrolase activity; endopeptidase activity; serine-type endopeptidase activity
Source: RefSeq, marked reviewed
CGCAAUCUCGGCCCUGCGGAGUCACAAUCGCGCGGUUGGCAUCUCAUUAGCAUGGCUAAUACUUCAGGCCCACAACUGCAUGGCCAGCUCUACCCACAUAAAACCCACAAGCGAAUGCGGGCCCCAAUAUUCCAUAAAUUGCCCUGCUCUACCUGUGAACCGUGCACAUAGAUGGCCGUCAUGGCUUGGCUAGCAAGGCUCGCACUUUUCUACACGGCAACCUUCCUUCUGGCAGGAGCCUCUGGCGAGGAUGGAAAAAUCGUCAACGGCACUACAGCUGGCCCGGGGGAGUUUCCCUUUGUGGUCUCGCUGCGACGCGCGAAGAGCGGACGUCACUCCUGCGGCGCUACGCUGCUCAACCCGUACUGGGUCCUGACAGCCGCCCACUGCGUGCGAGGCUCCUCGCCAGAGCAGCUCGACCUGCAGUACGGCAGCCAGAUGCUGGCGCGAAACUCCAGCCAGGUGGCCCGCGUGGCCGCCAUCUUCGUCCAUCCAGGGUACGAGCCGGAGGACAAGUACGUCAACGACAUCGCAUUGUUGCAGUUAGCGCAGUCCGUCGCUUUGAGCAAGUUUGUCCAGCCGGUGCGUCUGCCGGAGCCUCGACAAGUCACGCCCGGAAACGCCAGUGCUGUCCUCGCGGGCUGGGGAUUAAAUGCGACGGGCGGCGUGGUCCAGCAGCAUCUGCAGAAGGUCAAACUGCAAGUGUUCAGCGAUACCGAGUGCAGCGAGCGCCAUCAGACCUAUCUGCACGACAGCCAGAUCUGUGCGGGAUUGCCCGAAGGUGGAAAAGGCCAGUGCAGCGGCGACUCCGGAGGCCCGCUGCUUCUUAUUGGCUCCGACACCCAGGUGGGCAUUGUUUCUUGGAGCAUAAAGCCCUGUGCACGGCCACCGUUUCCGGGCGUCUUCACCGAGGUGUCGGCCUACGUGGACUGGAUUGUAGAGACGGUAAAUAGCUAUUCGCCCCCGUCGUCGCUUUGGGUGGGCCAGCUGAUUGUGGGACGAUCCCCGCCUAGCCUAAGCAGCUAAUGGAUUUAACAGGCCCCAUUAAAAUACGGAUUAACAU